Molecule: messenger RNA, 1092 nt
Organism: Limanda limanda (common dab)
Lineage: Eukaryota; Metazoa; Chordata; Actinopteri; Pleuronectiformes; Pleuronectidae
Gene: mpg
Product: N-methylpurine DNA glycosylase
Exons: 3
Coding region: 98-943 (281 amino acids)
Biological process (GO): base-excision repair
Molecular function (GO): alkylbase DNA N-glycosylase activity; DNA binding
Source: RefSeq, a predicted model, not a curated record
UCCGGUGCUAACUGCUACAACACUCUCUCACACAAUAGAAACGCGUUUCUGACUUUCCAGAGAGACAGGGUGGUAAACAGUGGGGUUGAAAGACGUGAUGGCAGGCAGGAAGAGAAAGAGGGCGGCUGUAGCGGGAGUGAAAGAUGUAAAUAAACGUAAAAAGCAGACAGGGGAGAAAGAGAAGAAGAGCAGUGGGAGUUUAACUGGGAAUGACCUGCAGCUCAGACUGGGAGAGGAGUUCUUCCAGCAGCCUUGUAUCAAUCUGGCUAAAGCAAUCCUGGGAAAGGUGCUGGUCCGCAGGUGUGCAGAUGGCACUGAGCUGCGAGGGAGAAUAGUGGAAACCGAAGCCUACCUGGGUGGAGAGGACCAAGCCUCACACUCAGCCGGAGGCAAACGCACAACUAGGAACACGGCCAUGUUCAUGAAGCCAGGCACAAUUUAUGUGUAUACCAUUUAUGGCAUCAACCUCUGCAUGAAUGUGUCCAGUGAAGGGGAGGGUGCUGCCGUGCUGCUGCGCUCCGUCGAGCCCCUACAGGGUCAGUCCGUCAUGAGGAGGCUGAGAGCAACCAGGCGCAAAAAGGGCGCGCGACAACUUAAGGACAAAGAGCUGUGCAACGGGCCUUCCAAGCUGUCCCAAGCUCUAGAUAUACGGCAAUGUUUUGACUGUCGAGACAUGGCCUCAGAUCCAGAGGUGUGGCUGGAAGGGGAGCCCAACACAAGUCCAGCAGAAACUAACAAUAUAGUAUCAGCACCACGUGUUGGAAUCGAGUCCCAUGGCGAAUGGGCCAAGAAGCCAUGGCGGUUUUAUCUUCGAGGGCACCCCUGUGUUAGUGUAUUGAAUAAAGAGGCAGAGAAACAGCCUCGGUCUGGAAAUGUAAUAAAUGAUUUAGGUUCGUCAGAUGUUCAGCCUGACACAGGAGCGAACCAUGUCAAAAAGACUUAACAGGAGGAUUCCUGAAAGAUACUCCUACAUCUGUUCCCUUUGUGGACUUCACCAAUGAAGUAGAAUAAAAACUACAGAAUUUUCUCCACUAACUCCAUUACAUCAUCUUGAUCUUUAAAUUCUUAGGUCAAGAUGGUAAAAUAAAAACC